UACUCUUUUCAAAUCCAAAAUCGAUCAUGUCACCUCCCACCAAAGAACAACUAUACACUUUCCAUGCCCAAGACAGGAAAAUAUUCUCAAAACUUGUCCUAAGAUUCUCAAGGACCCCAGCUGAAUCACUUCUUGUCAUGGCUACAUGGUUUUGGCUUGAAGACUUCUUUUCCCAAAACAUCAUAUCAACCAUGUUGGCUUUCAGCGAUCCAGUCAUCGUGGCUUUAGCUAAUGAGGCUGUCUUGUGUUUUCAAUGUCUCGAUUUUGCUCAGCAGCCAAAUGAUUUCAGUCAAAUCCCUCUCACCGCAGAAGUCAUGACAAAAGAUAUUUCUCUUCAAAUAAUCUACAAACACCGAUAUAGUGCUAUCACAGGUAUUAAAAACUUUUUAACAACAGUUUGUUCUAGAGUGUUUUCUGACAUCCUCCAACAAGUUCUCCCAUCUUCUUCAUCGUAUUCAUUUAUCACCAAACUUCGCCAUCCUCUUAUCAUCCCUGGAUUUCCCCAUCCAACGUUUGGAAGCAUCAAUGUAAUGCCCGAUAUCGAUGUCUACAACAACCAUUUAUCACUAUGCUCACAUGGGUUAUGGGGUUGGAAUGCUAAUUGCAUUGCAACCGAGAACGAAAGAACUAUGUUUAUAACAUUUUCUCGUGGGUUCCCUGUAUCACAAGAAGAGGUGAAACAUUUUUUCACCAAAAAUUAUGGAGAAAAUUGUGUUGAAGGCGUUUACAUGAACUACGACAAGGGAAACUCUACUAAUGCGAAUGGGGAUAACUAUGGUCAACAACAACCUCUAUAUGCAAGGCUGGUCUUGGAUUCAGUUGCAACUGUGGAUCGCAUACUCGGCGGCGAAAAGAUACAAAAGUUUAAGUCUAAUGGAAAACAUAUCUGGGCUCGUAAGUUUAACCCAACUAAAGAUGGUUAAACCUAAACCAAAUUGAAUUGAUCGGUUUUUUUUUAUUUUUGUUAUUUCUCAAGUUUUCAUAUUUUGCUAUAUGUUGCAAUUCAGUAACUAGAAAACAUAUGUAAUACCCAAAAGACAAUUUGGGCUUCAUCAACUUGAAUAAAAUAUGUUUUCAUAUGAUUAAA
Capsella rubella is the source of this 1087-nucleotide messenger RNA. RefSeq lists its product as uncharacterized. The record is from RefSeq and is a predicted model, not a curated record. The transcript has a single exon. Lineage: Eukaryota; Viridiplantae; Streptophyta; Magnoliopsida; Brassicales; Brassicaceae. The coding region runs from base 27 to 923 and encodes 298 amino acids.